Molecule: messenger RNA, 1884 nt
Organism: Lathyrus oleraceus (garden pea)
Lineage: Eukaryota; Viridiplantae; Streptophyta; Magnoliopsida; Fabales; Fabaceae
Exons: 3
Coding region: 1-1884 (627 amino acids)
Biological process (GO): proteolysis
Molecular function (GO): aspartic-type endopeptidase activity
Source: RefSeq, a predicted model, not a curated record
AUGGCGCCUGACAUAAGACAAUUACAGAGCAUGUUUCAGCAUGAUAAAGAGUCCUUCAAGGAGUACGCUCAAAGAUGGAGAGAACUGGCUUCUCAGGUUGAACCCCCUCUUGUUGAGAAAGAAUUGGCCGAACUAUUUAUCGACACUGUCCAACCUCAAUUCUAUGAGAAGAUGGUUGGAAGUGCUUCUUUGGGAUUCUCCGAGCUUGUUGCUAUAGGAGCUCGCGUGGAAUAUGGUGUAAGGAAUGGCAAACUGGCGGUUGUAGCUGGAACUUCAAAUGUUAAUCCAAAGAAGUUCUCUGGAGGGUUUCCUAGAAAGAAGGAAGGGGAAACAAAUGUCAUGACUGCUGGUCAAGGAAGAGCUCCUCCAAGAAGGAGACCACAACAAUAUCCACCUCAGCAAUAUAUUCAACAACCAAUUCCCUAUCAACCACCCAUGUAUCCCGUCCAGUAUGCUCCGCAACCAUACGUAGCUGCUGUGACGCCUGCGUUCAAUCAACAGCCUGCUCAGGCUUAUCAAGCGCCUCCAGCUUAUCGACCAGCUCCAGUUCAACAACGUGUCGCGGCUCCUCCAGCUUAUCAACAAGCACCAGCAGCUCCUGUUUAUCAACAGCCGAGAGCUCAAGCGCUGAGGCAGAAUGCUCAAAACCAGAAUAGAAGGCAAGGGGAAAGGGUGACCUUCAAUCCAAUCCCAAUGUCAUACACUGAGUUGUAUCCCUCCCUAUUGCAAAAGGGGUUGGUGGUUCCCAGACCUUUGGGACCUCCACCUGAUCGUCUUCCUCCAUGGUACAACCCUAAUGCACAUUGUCCUUUUCAUGAGGGUGCCCCCGGGCAUGACCUAGAGGGUUGCUACGCUCUAAAGCAUAGGGUUCGGGAAUUGAUUGAGAGCAAGAUCUUGUCUUUUAAGGACAUGGGACCGAAUGUGAAGAGCAAUCCUCUUCCUCCCCAUGGAGAUCCUGCGGUGAACGCCAUUGAAGAUGCAUCUACUGUUGUUAUGGUUGAGAAGGUGGAGGAUGUUAAGACUCCUUUGGCAGCAUUCCAUGCCCGAUUGGUGGAAGCUGGCCUGAUCAAUGUUAAUCAUGACAAUUGUGAAGAGUGUGCCACAUACCCAAGAGGAUGUCAGGUGGUACGAGACAAUAUCCAAAACUUGAUGGAUGAAGGAGUGCUUCAAAUAUCCAGUGCUGUGAAGAAUGAAGAUGUGUUGGUAAUUGACCCUUGUUUCAAUUUACCUAAACCAGUGGAAAUCCCUUACUAUAGCAGAAAGAUGGCUCCUGAGAAUAGUCAUCCGUCGCCUGUGGAAAUAUGUAUGCCCACGCCUUUUCCCUACGAGAGCACCAAGGUUGUGCCUUGGAAAUAUGAGAUUACUGCUGUGGAUAAGGUUGUUGAAGGAAGUGCAGACGCUGAAGUGAUAAAAGCUUUGAUCAAGAAAAGUGACUACAAGGUUGUGGACCAGUUGCAUCAGACACCAUCUAAAAUCUCUAUUUUAUCUCUGUUAUUGAACUCCCAAGCCCAUAGGGAAGCUUUGUUGAAGGUGCUUGCUCAAGCUCAUGUAACGCAAAGCAUAACAGUUGACCAAUUCGAUGGAGUAGUUGCAAACAUCACAGCUUGUAAUACUUUGAGCUUUAGUGGAGAGGAAUUACCUGAGGAUGGACAAAAUCACAACCGUGCUCUCCAUAUCUCGGUAAAAUGCAAAGAUGAUGCUUUGGCAAGAGUGUUGGUUGAUACCGGAUCUUCUCCGAAUGUUAUGCCAAAGAGAACACUCGCCAAGUUAUCUUAUCAAGGACCAGCUAUGAAGCCCAGUGCCUUGGUAGUAAAAACUUUUGAUGGUUCUAGGAGAACAGUGAUUGGAGAGGGGCAGUCACCUCCACCUUACAUCAGAAAAUGA